CCGCGCCGGGGGCCGAGCCGGCGUGGGGCCGGGGCGGGGUUGAGGAGGCCGGCCCGGGGCUGAGGCCGCGCCGGUUUCAAUGUCUGCUCUUCGGCCGCAGGAAUAAGCCAGAGGCAAGAAGAACCAUUUUAAUCUUCACAGAUGUGGACCAGGAGAGAUCUUAAGGAAACUGAGACACAAUCUAUGGAGACUCUUUGAAACCUCUAAAAACACAUUAAGCAAAGGUUUCCUGCGGAUACCAUGACGAUCACGGUGGUGUAUGAUAAUUCAGAGGCAACGGAGCUCUGCGCGGCUCAGCACCUCUACCUCAAGCCCAUAGCAAAGUUGAUGAUCAAUGUGUUGCUCCCGGAGAGCACGGAACCCAUGAGGCCCUUCUCUAACUGGGAAGUUCUUGACCAGCUGAAGAGCCUGAUUUGUCCUGACCAGUUCACCACAGUGCGGCUCUCCAAGAGCACCAAGGACUUCAUCCGAUUUGAGGGCGAGGCUGAAACUCGAAGUUUGGUUCAGAUCCUGAAGGCCAAGUUACAUGGGAAGAUCAUCAAGCUAAGCGGUUUGAAAACAGACUUAAGAGUAGUGGCGACAGAUGCCCAGGGAGAGUGGGAACACUUCCCCAAGGAAAAGAGGGCCCCAUUGGGUGACGGGUCUGAAGAGCAGGACCACGAUAAGAGCCCAGAUUCCAUAUACUUCGAAGGCCUGCCCUGCAAGUGGUUUGCACCUAAAGGGUCCAGUGGGGAGAAGCCAUGUGAAGAGAUCCUUCGGGUGGUCUUUGAAAGUUUUGGGAAGAUCAAGAAUGUGGAUAUCCCGAUGCUCGACCCCUACCGAGAAGUCAUGACUGGUGGGAGCUUUGGGGGGUUCGGCUUAGGCUUGCAGACGUUCGAGGCUUUCAUACAGUACCAAGAGUCAACUGACUUUGUAAAGGCCAUGGAGUCCCUCCGUGGGAUGAAGCUGAUGCUUAAAGGAGAUGAUGGGAAAGCUUUGGCAUGUAACAUUAAGGUUAUGUUUGAUACAACCAAACACUUCAGUGAAGGCGCUAUAAGGAAGAGAAAUCAAGAGAGGCUGAAAUUACAAGAGCUGGAGGAAGAAAGGAAAAAAGAAAAGAAGAGAGAAGAGGAAGAGGCUGAAAGAAAGAGAAAAGAGGAGGAGAGGAAAGCCCAGGAAAAGAGGAGAAAAGCCAGAGUCAGGAGGCGUGCCCUGAAGGAAAGGGGCAGACACCGGCAGAGGAGACAGAAGGACAGCGCCAAGGUGGAGGCCCAUCAGGGGCCCAAUCCGUCCGAGGACCAGGAGGAGAGGAAGGCCUUGCUGGCCCAGAGGUGGCUCCAGGCCCUCCGCCUGCUGCAGAUGCUCCUGAAGAAAAUUGCAGGGUCCAUACAAUUUAACCCACGGAAGGUAGAUGUUGCAGGCUCCAAAGCUAAUCGUGCUCCGGGGACCACACUGGGAACUCUGAAGAAAGAAGAGUUAAACACUCAGUAUCUUCAAAAUCAGGAGGAAAUGCCAAGAUACCAGGUUUCCAAGUCAGAUAACAAACAAAAACAAAAAGUGAAGAAAAAAGCUAGGGCUCACUUACGUAAAUCUUCCCACCACCUUGGGGAAAAGAAAUUAAGAUAUUCAGCUAGAAAAGAGAGAACUGGAAAAUUAUUAACCAAUGAAUACAGUCACAGUUUGCUCCCUGACCAGAAUUCCUUGCAGAUUGCAAUGAUUCAAGGUCAACCUCUUGAGAAAGAAGACCACCAUGAUUCUAAUAAGUCCUGUUCUUCCAGCUUAGUCGAGAGAGACCAUGGCAGGAAACAGAAGAUCUAUGAAACAGAUGAAUUUAUUGACUAUCUUUUAAACUAUUACCAAACUCCAGAGUAUGCCCGUAUCUGCCUAGAACCAAGUCACAUAACAAGCACAUGUCAGUGGCAGAGGACCAUCCACGCGAAAGGAAAUGGCUUUCAAAUCAAUUUGAGAAAACAUGAGCAUCACUCAAGCAGUUUGAGCCAAACGCAAAACCUAGAGAGGAGAGAACAGGGGCAGGAAGAUGAUUCCUGUACUCAGGAUCCUGAGCAUAAACCACAAAAGAAAGCAAGAGUAGAUUAUGCCAGAGAAUGGACUAAGGAGUUUAAGCAUCAUUGCAAGGACACAGUCAGUGAAGCUGGUGAUCAGCUGUCCCCGACUGAUGGAAAGAGCCAUCUGUUGGAAAAGACUUAUGCUUACCAGAUCCAAGAUUCCAUAUCCACAAGUCAAAGCCAAGUUUCCUCGCCCAGCAGGUCAGCAAACUUUGACUUGGAGUUGACAGAUUUCUUAGAGGAAAUUAGCAGUGAUUCUGAAUGUUUCAGUGAAAUCCUUAGCGUAAACGAAGAGGAGAAAGAGAAAUCUGUGGCCACAUACGAUAGCUUCCCAAAAAAGGGAUCUCUUGAUGCUGAUGAAAUCAUCACUUGCGAUCCAGAAAUUGGGUCAAGUCAGCAGACCUUGUAUUCAGAGUGGAAACAUGAUGGGGAGGAAAAAUACUCUGAAUACAAGCUUAGGAAACCAGGCAAGAGGUCUAAUUAUGAACUGAGAUAUUCACGGCUUGAGGAUGAAGACAAUUCUAUUAGAGAUGAGAAGAGCAACAGCAAAAAGAGGGAAAUACUGGCCUCCAAAUACUUAUUUGAUAAAGGCUACCACCACGAAUCCAGCGCCAGGGAUCAGUUAGACCCUAUCCCAAGAAAGAGGAGGUGGUGUAGUGAUAGUACAUUUGACCAGAAAGUGAACUAUAGGCCCUUUCAUGUGCCGAUAACAUCAUCAAAAAGUGCUAAUGCUUCCUACUUGGGGAGUUUUCCCAAAAGAAGAGCGACUCUGCGGAAGUCAGAAUAUAACCGGGAUGCAAGGAGGUUUAGAAGACAUGAGAAUUCUGAAGAUUUCAUGCUGAAUUCUGAUAAUUACUAUGUUAGAUAUAACAGUCAGGAGCACAUUGACUACAGAAGCUAUUUAGGAAACCACUACAGUAGCUCCUUAUAUUUUCAAAUGUUUCGAACGUCUCUUAGAUCAGGAAACCCUUAUUCACAAUAAAAACAUGCAAGAAGAAAAUCUAAGACCAAAUGUAGCUAUGUAGUUAGCAACUACAGAGCAAGAGAGCAAAACUUAGGAGCUUGAGCAAGGUCAAAUGCAAAACCUUGUUUCUCUUGCCAAAGUGUAAAGCAUAGAUCUGAGUGUGUGUGUGUGUGUGUGUGUGUGUGUGUGUGUGUGUGUGUGUGUGUGUGUUGCAGGUGUGUUGGCAAACUUUGGAAACACAAAACAUCCAGAUUCUGAAGGUUGGUAAAACAGUGUGCUUGCAAAACUUCCUUAUCCAAGGACAGACAUUUCUACAGUUCGAUUGCAACUUCAAUUUGGUGCCAUCAAAGGAGCAAAUAAACGUCAAGAGGAGUUAAGAUAGCCCUCCCUCUGUAGCUCUUCAGCUGUCAUAACAUUACCCUGUAGCAUCAUUUAACUUCAAAGGAAAUGGCAGUGAACGAAUAAGGAUCUUUCUUCUUAUUCUUUGGUCAGAACACCAUGUGCAGCAACAAACUUUCCUGACUUUUAUCUAGAAAUACCUACAGAUAAAAGAAGAGAGAUGACACCUACAACGUAUAAUAGACUUCUUCAUGACAUUAGGGGGUUCCAUGAGCAUCCACUAGAAAGAAAUUAAUCUUAUGAAUAUGUUCAGAGGACUCAAAGAGUUGUCCUUUUAGAAACAGAGCCUUGGAAGAAGAAUCUAAAAGGGGCUCAGAUUGUCCUUUGAGGCUUAUACAGAUAUUGGACCGUUAACAGAGUUCUGUUUUGUUUUGUUUUUUUGGGAAGAACCUCAUGUCAUUCCAUCCUAGAAAAGCAACAGGAUUAAAGCGAUAUAACGUGGGAUUUGCCAAAGGAAAUAUUGAACGAUCCUGGGGCACCAAUAAUGGCACUUGGGAAGAGAGGACGUGACAGUAUUCCAUUUCAGGUUAUGUAAUCCUUUCACUCAGGGUUGGGUGACAUCAGUUUGUAAAAAGCCACUGAAUAUCCCCAAACUGACUUUUAUAAAACAGUAACAAGUGCCUCCUCAAUCCUCAAUAAUGCCAUGGAGUUAGGAAGAAUCAAGGGUAAAGCCCAUAGUUUUCUAGUGGGGGAAAAAUUGUAUGUGUGCAGGAUUUGUAAACUCUUAACAUAAACAGUUUAUCUUUUUACCUACUGGUUUUGGACUCCUUGAAUAUGUUUUUAAAUUGAGAUAUUUUAUAGAUUCGUAAAGACAUACAUCUUAAUGCAGUGCAUGUUCUGUUGAAAGCUUGGCUGAUUCAUUCUGCCUUAUAUUGGAUUUAGGACCUCAGGGGGCAGUAGAUGACUUUUUUUCUUCCAACGAAGCUAUAGCUGACAUGGCAAUUGAAGACCUCAAUGAGAUUAGAUUGCAUGCAGCGGGAAAAGGUGAUUUGAAUCCACCGAAGUAGCGGAAGGCAACAUUUUCAUAUGACAUGAUUUAUUUUAAACAGCCCUAACUUGAUAGUCCAUAGAAAAGUACCAGCAAGGUAAGAUGCCAGUCAGUGUGGUUGCCCAGAAUGACGAGGCACGAUGUGUGCUCAUAACCAGCCUCUUGAGCAACCUGAUACCUGAAACGGCUAUAAGAUCUUCUAAUCGAUCUAAAGAAAGAGCCACAAGUUGUUGUUUUGAUCUCUUCUAAUCGCAUGUAAUAGAGGUAUGCCAGUACAUGCAAAAGUUCAGACGUGAAUGUAGCAUAGCAGGUUGAUUGUUAUCAGUGAAUGAUCCAUUGGCUCUCUUAUAGUCAGUUCCAUUUGCGAGCCAGUGACUCUGUCAUCCAAACUAGGCUUGGCUUGUCCAAUCUGAAAAAUCUCUCCUAGGGUGAGUGCCUUUUCUCCUCUGAGGACUAGCAAUGCCUAUUAUUGUUCAGAGUACUAUUAUCCGGAGUAGCCUUUUAAACUACUAACAGCUUGUAUUUUGUCAGACAACAUUUGGUAACCAGGUAUUAAUCUCCUCCAAUGAGACCCCGCCUCCUUAUUUUUUUCAUGUUUCGUGCCCUGCAAACAAAGAACAUUAUGGGUUUGUAAUGGAAAGCAGCUAUGCUUGUUUUGGAAAAAACAAACAAACAACUGAAUCUCUUCUGUCAUUUGAUAAUCUUUCUUUGCAGAGAUUUUAGGCAUGAAAACAAUUUGCUGCUCAGUAACCAGACAUAAAAAAAAAAAAUAAAUUGCAGAAUACAGCAUGCGCAAUUGAAAAAAACUUUUUGUAUAAUAGAACUGGUGCUAAGUCACUUCUCUCAUAUUUUGGUCUUGUUUUGUUUGCUAAAUACCGUCCUGGGACCUAGAAGAAAGUAAAAAUACUGGUUUUAUGUUUACUUUCCGUACAACCUUGGAUUUUUAUGUCUUGUGGUAAUACAGUCUAGAUUUGGGUAAACCUCUUUUUUUUUUUUCAGUGUUUAGGCCUUAAACAAGGAAGAGAACAAUUUAUCCUGAACUUUUCAAAUGGCUUAGUAAGGGUGAAAUAGAACCGGAAACGUUGCAGUCACUUUGUAUUAAUUAAGUUAUUGUUCGUUGUGCUCUUAUUUAAGUGGUGCAGAAGUAUUUUCUCAUAUCUUUUUCCUAUGUCCUAUUAAGUAAGGGCACGAACUUUGUGUCUUUUUUAAAUAGAUGUUUUUAUGUUUUUCCUUGUAUGUGCUGCUAAUAGUGCUUUAAAAAGAAAGCUAAAAAUCUGUCAGUGUGUUUUUGUUCAAUUUGUUUGAAUUUCUCAGGUAGAAAGCCAUGUAACCUGGUAAUUUUGAAAAUAAGAACCAAAUAAAUGUAUUUUCAUUUGUUGCAAGACCGUUCAAAAUGUUAACUUUCAAAUAAAUGCUGGUAAUUCCACUUUGGGGGGUUGGGAUUUCUACCUGUAGUUUGCUGCUUUGCACUAACUUUGCUGAUCCUUUUUGUCAUUUGCAUUGGUAGAGAAAUAAUACAUAUCUGAUUUUCAGAUUAAUAAAA
Messenger RNA from Hippopotamus amphibius kiboko, 5939 nucleotides. Its product is annotated as A-kinase anchor protein 17B-like. The transcript has 7 exons. Bases 241 to 3027 code for a protein of 928 amino acids. The record is from RefSeq and is a predicted model, not a curated record. Gene Ontology annotation, molecular function: RNA binding. Lineage: Eukaryota; Metazoa; Chordata; Mammalia; Artiodactyla; Hippopotamidae.